AUGCCCAUUUCCUACGACAAGUGGGACAGGCUCGAGGUGUCGGACGACUCCGACGUCGAAGUACACCCGAAUGUCGACACAAAGAGCUUCAUCAGAGCCAAGCAGCACCAGAUCCAUGAGCAGCGAGCCCAGCGAAAGCAUGAAAUAGAGACUCUCAAAUACGAACGAAUCAUCAACGACGGACUCCUCGAACGUAUCAAUGCCCUGUUGGACGCACUGAAAAGGCAUCAGGAAGAUGCAAACAAGAAAAACCCGGACGAGGUUGUGUUUCAGAGUUUGAUCGAGAGCGCCGGGGAUCCUGCCAAAGAUGAACCGCCCAAACCUCCCGAGGGUGUCUACACACACCAGAAAGAGCAGCCCCGGUAUUCUAAGAUGAUCGGCGUUCUGGUCGACCAAGUGAAGAAAGAGGUCGACGAAAAGAAAGACACAUCCACAGAUCGAUAUGCAGACUUCUUGCAGGGGGUGAAUAGCCAUCUCACCAAGGUCCAGAAGCUGCAGCAGGACCUCCUGAAGCGACUGGCGCAGCUGGAGAAGGAGGCGACCGCGAAAAUCACGAGCGAGGAUAUCCAUUUCGGUUUCGAUUCGACUCACAUCAACAAAUCCAAGCCAGCUCCAGCCCCUGCUGGGAAGACAAAAGCGAAGGAGAAAACCAAGACUGAGACUGUCGAACUGCUCAACGCACCCAAGGGUCUAACCUCACAGACACGGGAUGCACUCAAAUCUGGCGAGGGCGCUGUUUCCUCUGGCGCAGAGGCCGAUAUUGAAGACGACGCUUUACUGGAUAAACACGAAGAUGAGGAAGAAGAUGAGGCAAGCAUGAAGCUCACGCCCGAGGGUAAACAGUUCGCAAAGAUCAAACUUGGAGACUACCGGGCGUGCCUACAAUUCAUUUCAGAGCAUCCGAACAUCGUCAACGAGGAGACUCAAAAUGCCCUGAUGGUCGAAGCUCUGAAUGCUCAGAUUGAAGGGCAAAAUACUUACGCCAAAACCUGCGUUCAUCAGAGUCUCCUGAUCCAAUAUUGCCGCCAGUUGGGUCGGGACGGUGUCGGGUUGUUUUUUAAGCGAAUCACCACCAAGGGCCACCAAGCGCAGCAAGUGUUCAACAAGGACCUGGCUGAGACGUACGAGAGGAUCAAAACGUCUGCAGCCCGACUGCAGAAUGAGCAAGGAGCCUCCUCCGCAGGUGAAGAACAGAUACAGCUUCAUGCCGUCGAUCCUGGAACGGAGAUCACUAUCAACGUGCCACAGGCCGACUCGGAUGACCCAGUCGAACAGGAGGCACGCAAGAUCUUCGAGCGUUUCCCCCCAGGACUACAGCGUGCGUUGGAGAGCAGCAGCCUAGAUGAGGUCAACAAAGUUCUGGGCAAAAUGAGUGUAGAUGAAGCUGAAGAGAUUGUGGAGUUGCUAGGUCAAGGCGGCAUGCUCAGUCUCCAGGAGGGAUUGAUUGACGCCACGAGCGAAGAGGGUCAAAGGAAGCUGAAAGAGAUUGAGGAGGAGGAAAGACGGAGGAAAGAGGCAGAGGGGUUGGGUGAGCCUGGGGAGGCUGUAAGCUCAUAA
This is a messenger RNA of Fonsecaea erecta, 1557 nucleotides long. RefSeq lists its product as hypothetical. The record is from RefSeq and is a predicted model, not a curated record. NCBI's taxonomy places the organism in Eukaryota, Fungi, Ascomycota, Eurotiomycetes, Chaetothyriales, Herpotrichiellaceae. Gene Ontology annotation, molecular function: heat shock protein binding; protein kinase binding; protein-folding chaperone binding. The transcript has a single exon. Gene Ontology annotation, cellular component: cytoplasm. Gene Ontology annotation, biological process: protein folding; protein stabilization. Bases 1 to 1557 code for a protein of 518 amino acids.